Histoplasma mississippiense is the source of this 153-nucleotide messenger RNA. RefSeq lists its product with no specific name. The record is from RefSeq and is a predicted model, not a curated record. Lineage: Eukaryota; Fungi; Ascomycota; Eurotiomycetes; Onygenales; Ajellomycetaceae. The coding region runs from base 1 to 153 and encodes 50 amino acids. The transcript has a single exon.
AUGAUGUGUUGGCUGUUAGCUGAGUCAUCAUGGCCGGCAAAACAUUCCGCAUUAGGUAGCACCCUUUCCGGGUGCGCUUUCGCACCACAAACUUCAAGUUAUGAAAAUCAACAUCAGAUGGGACAUUUCUCGACUUCUCCAACACACGGUUAA